Molecule: messenger RNA, 546 nt
Organism: Metarhizium acridum CQMa 102
Lineage: Eukaryota; Fungi; Ascomycota; Sordariomycetes; Hypocreales; Clavicipitaceae
Source: RefSeq, a predicted model, not a curated record
AUGGAGACGAACGGGCCGUGGCCGGAAUUGGACGCCGUGUACCUCAAAGUUCAGUCCCAACUUAUCCUUAGACUUAUUGGAGCACUUGAGACCGAUGGACGCAAGGUCAAGCCGGUGCUCAUUCACGGCGACAUGUGGGACAGAAACAUAGGUACUGAAGCUAGAAUGAGCAAUCCUUGGAUCUUUGACUGCGCUGCGUAUUACGGUCAUGACGAAAUGGACCCGGGCAUCUGGCGCGCGGAAAGGCACCAGUUGCGCUCAAAGGUCUACAGGCGAGAGUACCUGCGAAACAUGGAGCCCAGUGAGCCCGAGGAAGAAUGGGACGAUAGAAAUCGCCUGUACAGCGCCAAAUUGAACUUCAUGCACUCGGCAUGUAUCGCAGGGUCACCUGCCCGACAGCAGUAUGUACAUUGCCCUGCCUUCUUGUUAUGGACAGUGUUUGCUAACGUGCCGGGGGCUUUCGAUGAUUUUGUUUUUCUGCUUCGGAAGUAUUGCCCCGACAUUUCUGAUGCUCCGGAAAGGAAUAACCUUCAGCAAGGUGAAUAG